UCUGUUCUGGUCUGACCCCCACCAUUAACAAAAGCAACCAGAGGAACAGCUUGUCAAUGGCGGCCCUUCACUCCCCCUCUCCCUCCCCCGCCCUCAAUUUCGAAUACCCAGUUCCUCAGAACCCCCCAAAACCACCGUCAUGCUCGCGUCGAAUCUCUCCCUGGCGCGCUCGAUCCAGGAUCGCCUCACCCACACUCGAAACUCGCCGAAAAACCGGACCUUUACCAUCCGAAUAGGCGCCCACUGCAACCCUGUCGCGCCGCCGCGGCCGCCGGCCCCGGUCGUGCUGGGGCUCGGCAGCCUGAUGGAGACGUUCGCGGUGGAGGUGCAGAGGGCGGAGAGCAGGGCGCUGGACGUGCCGCUGGUCGCGCCGUUCACGAUCGCGACGUCGAGGUUGGAGGGGGUGGGCAACGUGGCGGUGCGGGUGGAGCUGCGGAACGGCUGCGCGGGGUGGGGGGAGGCGCCGGUCCUGCCGUCCGUGACGGCGGAGGAUCAGGGGACGGCGUUGGAGAAGGCGAGGGAGGCCUGCGAGGCGUUGAAGAGGAGCCCCGCGAUGGGGCUGGGGAGAGCUCUGGGGGAGAUUGCGGCGAUUCUUCCUGGACAUGAGUUCGCUUCUGUUCGGGCAGGAGUUGAGAUGGCAUUGAUUGAUGCAGUUGCCAACAGCAUCGGAACACCAUUGUGGAAAUUAUUUGGUGGAGCUUCGAAUACAUUAACAACAGACAUAACAAUUCCAAUUGUGUCACCAGCUGAAGCUGCUGACUUGGCUCUUAAAUAUCGGAAACAGGGUUUCCAAACUUUGAAGCUCAAGGUGGGCAAGGAUCUGAAAGCAGAUAUUGAGGUUCUUCGAGCAAUACGGGCUGUGCACCCUACUUGUUCAUUUAUUCUGGAUGCUAAUGAAGGAUACAAGUCUUCAGAAGCUAUUCUAGUUCUUGAUAAACUGCAUGAGAUGGGGGUUACUCCCAUUCUCUUUGAGCAGCCAGUUCAUAGAGAUGAUUGGGCAGGUCUUGGACAUGUCAGUCGAAUUGCUAUAGGGAAAUAUGGGAUUUCUGUCGCAGCUGAUGAGAGCUGCCGAAGUUUAGAUGACGUCAAGACAAUCGUAAAAGGAAAUUUAGCAAAUGUCAUUAACAUAAAGCUCGCGAAACUCGGAGUGCUUGGGGCCCUUGACAUUAUUGAGUUUGCAAGACCACAUGAUUUGGACCUGAUGAUCGGUGGUAUGGUUGAGACUAGGCUAGCCAUGGGCUUCGCUGGCCACCUUGCUGCUGGCUUUGGUUGUUUCAAGUUCAUUGAUCUUGAUACUCCCUUACUGCUAGCAGAAGAUCCAGUUUUUGGUGGUUACGAAGUGUCUGGUGCCAAUUAUAGAUUCAGUAAUGCCAGAGGCCAUGGCGGCUUCCUUCAUUGGGAUAACAUUCUCUGAUUGGUAGAAAGUCGAUUACUUCAACAACUCCAGUGUUUGGAUCGGUCAUGAAGUGUAUCUUUCCUAUCUUUUGUGGACUUGGGUUGCAUUCAAUUGGCUCAUGCUAUAGAGAAGUGGCCUCUGAUGACAUGGAAGCACUUGGCUCAUUUGCGCAGGAUAAUUGGUGUGCACUGAUAAGCCUUGUGUUUUUCUGGCUAGACAAUUGGCUAAUAAUCAAGUGAACCCAGGUGGUGUUUGUUAUUGUGUGCAUAGUUCUGGACUGGUCUUCUUGCGGAUGUUGAGGCCAAAACUAGAGGACCUACAUGAACUUAGAUUACAACUCUCUGAGACAAAUUUCUCUAGAGCUGUUGUGUCUCUAAACAGAUCUUAACUGCUUUCUGUGACGAUGUAACUUCAUGCUUAUGUGUCAAACUCUGUCUAUCAAUUAUGUUCUUCAAAA
This is a messenger RNA of Syzygium oleosum, 1853 nucleotides long. Its product is annotated as L-Ala-D/L-amino acid epimerase. NCBI's taxonomy places the organism in Eukaryota, Viridiplantae, Streptophyta, Magnoliopsida, Myrtales, Myrtaceae. The coding region runs from base 140 to 1414 and encodes 424 amino acids. The record is from RefSeq and is a predicted model, not a curated record. Gene Ontology annotation, molecular function: racemase and epimerase activity, acting on amino acids and derivatives. The transcript has 7 exons.